This is a messenger RNA of Chironomus riparius, 926 nucleotides long. Lineage: Eukaryota; Metazoa; Arthropoda; Insecta; Diptera; Chironomidae. The record is from the annotation of a GenBank genome assembly.
CUUCAGACAAAACAAAAUAAAAAAAAUUACUCGAAGAACAACAAAGGAAUUUAAAAAUAAAAUAAUAUAAAGAUUAAUCUUUAAAAAAUAAGGAACAAAAAGUGAAUUAAGUGAAAGAUUAUGUUUUAGCUUCAAUUUAACACUCGAAUAUUAUUAUUAAGAUUUAAAGAUGCACAUGCACAUGAGCUUUUGGUGGGGAACCGACCUUGGGGACCUGCUUAUUAAAGGAUUAACAAUAAAUGGAGCUACAGCUGUGAUAUUUUUAUGCAUCUCAUUAUUCAUUCUGUCGAUAUUAUCUGAGGCUUUAAAAGUCCACAAAACACGCUCGAAAGCCAAAACUGCUCGGGAUCAAAGAUCAGCUAACACCGAAACCACAGCUCUCCUAAAUAUCACUAGCACUAGAAAACCUCUAGUUGAGGAUGUCUUGAAAGCAAUGAAAGACGUAUCAAUGUUUGCAUUUCAUAAUAUAUUAUCAUAUGGACUUAUGCUUGUUGUUAUGAUGUACAAUGGCUACGUCUUUAUUGCUGUAAUAUUUGGAUCAUUUUUUGGAUAUUUAUUGUUCGGACACAUUUCAAUGAAGACUAAUAUGGAGAAUUUACAAGCUAUACAGACUAAAAUAAUGUGUAAAACAAGAUAUACAACUUCCGAUGAACCAUGCUCGUCUGGAACCACGCCAGUCAUAUCACAUUGUUCAACAAUAACAGGUGAAUCAAGUAGAAGUGGAGUUACUGUUAUGCAAAGCAUGCAAAAGCCAGUGAGCGAUGAAACAUCGAUAAUCAAUAAGAAUGAUGAGGAAUGUUACACAUAAUUUAUCGAAAAAUUAGAAAAUUUACUGAUAUUCACACUUACUCUUUUUUUUGUGGUAAACUGUUCAAUUUUUAAAUCUUAUUUGUUUUUAUAAUAAAAGGUUUAAAAUUAAAACUGGA